Messenger RNA from Lachancea dasiensis, 1434 nucleotides. Lineage: Eukaryota; Fungi; Ascomycota; Saccharomycetes; Saccharomycetales; Saccharomycetaceae. The record is from the annotation of a GenBank genome assembly.
AUGCACUUGGGGAGGUCAUCUUUCUGGGGUCUAGCCACCUCUCUACUGGCCUGUACUACUGCGAGUGGUACAAAUAACAGUCUUCCAGCUAUCGAGAUCAAAGGCAACGCUUAUUUCGAUUCUGAGAGCGGAGAAAGAUUCUACAUCCGCGGGGUGGCUUAUCAACCUGGCGGAUCGUCCAACCUUACAGAUCCACUAGGCGAUCCGCAAAUUUGCUCAAGAGAUGUGCCGGUUUUCAAAGAUCUCGGCCUAAAUGCGGUACGUGUCUACACUGUCGACAACACUCAGGACCAUACUGAGUGUAUGCAGAUGCUUGCAGAUGCAGGAAUAUAUGUGAUUUUGGAUGUGAACACUCCUGACAGCUCCAUCUCCAGGUUCGACCCUGCUUGCUCGUAUAAUGCAGACUACUUACAGACUAUCUUCGCAACUAUAGACUCCUUUGCGCAGUUCAGCAAUAUCCUUGGGUUUUUCGCAGGAAACGAAGUGAUCAACGAUGAUACCAACACGAAUACGGCCACUUACGUAAAGGCAGUGGUUAGAGAUAUGAAGAAAUACAUGCGGGCCAGGAACUACCGCCAAAUUCCAGUGGGGUAUUCAGCCGCCGAUGUUACCUCCAAUGUUCAACUAGCCGCCCACUAUUUCAAUUGCGGCGAUGAUGAAGAUGCUCGUAUUGAUAUGUUUGGUGUCAAUGACUACUCUUGGUGUGGAUACUCAUCGUUUCAAGAGUCUGGUUAUUCUGUUAAAGUAAAGGAUUAUAGCAACUACUCUGUACCCAUUUUCUUGAGCGAGUUUGGGUGUAUUAAGACAACUCCGAGACCUUUCACAGAAAUCGGUUCCAUUUAUUCAACUCAGAUGUCUUCCGUAUUCUCUGGAGGGCUUGUUUAUGAAUACUCGAUGGAGGCGAAUAAUUAUGGAUUGGUGCAAAUUGAUGACGGAUCAUCCGUUACAAAGCUCCAAGAUUUUCAAAACUCAAAGAAUCAAUACCAGGACAACCCAAAUCCUGAAGGCGAUGGAAACUAUUCCCAAAAUAAUAACAUCUCUGCUUGUCCUUCUUACCAACAGGGGACAUGGGAGGCGAAUAACACUCUGCCCCCCAUGCCAAGUGCUGCUUCAGUGUUUUUCUCUAUGGGUGCCGGACAACCCAUGGGUACUGGAUACCCCACGCAAUUCAGAUGUGGAGAUGCGAACGUAAGUGACUAUUUCACCGCAGAUGCAACUUCGUCCUCCAUCAUUUCAAGUUCUAAAUCUUCAUCGUCCUCAAAAAGUUCCGCUUCUUCCAGCUCUUUUUCAUCCUCUUCUUCAUCCUCUUCUCAUGUCAGUAGUGGUACUACGUCUUCCAAAAGCUCCUCUAAAUCAAAAGGUGGAGCUUUGGCUGCAGCUCAGAUUCCCCUUGUAUUCAGAGCAAUGGGUCACAUAUGGAACUACAUUUUAUAA